AUGGAUUUUAUCGUGGAAAAGAUUUCCGAAGAUUCAUUUUAUAUUAAUUUAUUAGUAGGUCUCCCUCAAUUAUUAGUUUUAAUAGAAACAAUGGGAAUUAACGAGUAUAAUUUAGUAAGAUUUCCUCCUGUAAGUGAACCAGAAAUUAUACAAUGGGAACAUAAACAUGGUGUUACCCUCCCUGAGGAUUUGCACGACUUUUACAGCUCUAUAAAUGGAUUUUUGUACGAAUGGUUUUAUGACUUUAAAGGUAACAGAAGGAACCUGGGAAAAGUUGAAGUUAAUUCGUUAGAAAAUUUAAAACAAAUUUUUGGAUACGUUACUACAAGCGAACCUGGUAUUAGUAAAAAAGAUCAAAUUUGGGAAAUCAAACUUUCAUUAGAAAGCAAAGUUUUUGAAAUUUGUUCUGUCUCUGGAGGAAAGGUCGUGUUAGUGUAUUUGUUUCCAAAGCUAGAACCAUCGGUUUGGUUUUUCACAUGUGUUAUGGAUUUUUGUUACUUAUCAAAAGAUUUUAAAACGUAUCUAAAGAUGUGUAUCGCUCACGUAGGAAUUCCCAAUUGGCAAUUCGCCUUCACUCCUGAAGGAAUAUCUGAAUGGACAAAAAAUCACGAACUUGUAAAAAAGCAGACGCAACUAAAAUAUCAGCGAAAACCUCUGUAUUAUAUAAAAAAACAUUAA
Molecule: messenger RNA, 678 nt
Organism: Agrilus planipennis (emerald ash borer)
Lineage: Eukaryota; Metazoa; Arthropoda; Insecta; Coleoptera; Buprestidae
Product: tubulin polyglutamylase complex subunit 2
Exons: 5
Coding region: 1-678 (225 amino acids)
Biological process (GO): protein polyglutamylation
Source: RefSeq, a predicted model, not a curated record